CUGUAUAAACAAGAGGCUUUCACCGCGCCCACCAGAGCGUGCGAACGGCAAUGUGUCCUCGCAACGGCUAAUAGGACGGGACUUCGCUUACCGUCAGGAAAUGAAAGACAAUUUAUUGAUUAAAUUUUACAUCAAUAAUUGCAUGCGGUAGUGUAUCCAGUUUAGUGUUUAUAGAAUAGUGCUGAUGUUUUUAAACUAGGUAUUUCGUGUAAAUGCUGCUUUUGCAUCCACAGUAGAUCCAAAAUACAGUAUAAGAACAAAAGGUAGACGAUUAGACUAACUGUUAUUAACCUGCCUAUGAAUGACGUCACACGCUUUAAGCCAAUAACAGCUACGAAUUUCGAGUUUUCUGCGAGGUACAGUUCCAACGAUGCUCAGGGUGAAGCAACAAAGCAAUGGAAUUGUAAUAAUGUCACUGAAAACAGUGAUAAUAGCAACAUCCAGUCUAAUGCUAGGCAGCUUCAUUCUAUCCAUUUGGCUGGCAUUGGUAUACAACUAUGAAAGUGCUAUAGGAACACAUUGUAAGGUUGCUAACUACCUUCCGUCUGUCAGUGCGGCCAUAUCUAUCCAGCCUUCCUGCUAUGUUUGGAGGAUAACCAUCGCCCUCUGUAGCCCCACACGGCUGAUGCUAGCCUAUAUGCACUUUAUCUACUUCUACAAUCACCAAUCUCGAGUCAACACUAGUUAUAGAUUUCUCUGUAUUCUGUGCGUGGUUUUUGAAAUUUCAGAAAAUCUGUCUCUAAUUGGUUUAACCUACAUAUCAUCUAGAGACCUAAAAGAAGUCCAUGAGAAGCUGUUCUUGAUUUUCCAAGCAUCAUCUAUGCUAUUUAUGCUCUCAAUGUGUGUUAUGUAUAAACAAUAUACAAAAUAUUCUGACCCUGAAAAUGCAAGGAGUGAAAAAAGGACACUCUAUUCGAAGAUUAGUGUAUUGGUAGUAGAUAUUUUAAGCUUUUUGAUUGCUGUGUAUUUCUUCUUCCGACACAACUGGUACUGCGAGACUGGGGUUUAUACUCUGUUUGCGUUCUUUGAGUACAUCUUAGUUGUCGCCAAUAUCGUCUUUCAUUCGCUUGUAACUUACAAUUUUGUUGAUAGAGACGUAAAAUUUGGAUGUAUAAAAGAAAGUCACUAUGACUGAAUCCUCAUGUUACAACCCCAAGGCAAAUUAAAGAUAUUGGCUGGCCACAAAUAGAACCAAAACAUAGAAAAAACCUCAAGUUACAACCAAAUACACGGUAUAGCGUAUGGCAAGGUGUGGAGAGCAUACUGGUUAGAUGAAAGAACUUCGGUAGAGGAAAGAAUUCAACAACAGCUUGAUGAUGUUUGUGGAGAUAUAUAAAAUGAUAUAAAAAUUAACUGAAUAUAUUUGUAAAGCAUAAUGGUAAAUCCUUGAUCUCAAGUAAACACCAGCGGUGAUUCUGUCAACGGAUCCUGUCAAUGAUGGCCAUGUGUCUUCUUGAGACGACCGCUACUACAACAGUAACUGUAACAGUGUUUUGCCGAAAAGCUGGUGCAAAGCUAUUCCUAUGGUUGAUGGGGACAAUUUCAGGGUUAUGAAUUUUGGAAACACAGGUCGCAUUACUGUACUUGUUAAUAUGAUGGCUUUUAGAAGUACUGUACGAGAACGCGAGACUUCUUUUAAGCCAGCUUGCCUCUAGGCAAACUUGUUUGCGCAAAGCCAAAGCAUUCAACCGUACCCGUGCAGAGUUUAAAUUGCAUGCGCGAGUCCUUCACCAGAUUGUUCGCUUUUUCGCUUUGGUGCUUUGCUUCAGCAAAUUCUGGUAAUCCUAAAUUUUCUGUGUUUUGCGGUGAUUAGUUUACAACAAAGCUUCAUUUUAACCUUUAUUGUAUAUAUUCACUGUUACUGAGAAUGCACACUUUAUAGGUGUGCCUCAAUAUUCACUAAUGAUUCAUGUAGCCUACUUUAAUUGACAAAUAUGAUGCUGACAUCAAUAUCACACUUGUGAAUAUAUGGCAGCUGACUUAACAGGAUGGUGUGUAGUUCUGCGUUGUUUGCAGUUUUUAUAUUAUCUGGGUUAUGUAUAAAUAAUUUGAUAAUUUUUAAAAUUUGUAUUUAUAAAAACCUUGAUUUGAUUUUUAUUGUGACGCUAUACACAGUUUAUUAUUUCACACAUUUGAUAAUUACAUUUUAUCAGCAUUUUUAAUACCUAGUAUUGCUUUUAAUGUAAAAAUUAUAAAAUAUAUUUAACAUCAGAAUAAUGAUGAUUUUGUGCAAUAAAUCGCGAGAAAGAACAAAAAUUUAACCUAUACAGCACUGUAUAUGAUCAAAAAUGUUUCUUCCAAAUUUUUAAGUUCAUUCUGGAAAAGUAAGUUCGGGUAAAAAUUGUAAUCAAGACACAAUAUGGUUUUGUACAUUCAAACUUUUGCUUUAAAGUUUUAUUGGUUGUUAGAAAAAAAAAUUUUGGAUCUGUAGGAGCUUCGAAUGAGGAACAAAAAUACCCCCUUCUCCCACGGCUUGUCUCUUUCUCUUUUUCUUUCUCUGCUCCUAAACUCUGGAACUCUCUGCCUCCUCAAUUACGUAUCAUUUCUGAUCCGCAAUUAUUCAAAUCUACUCUUAAAUCAUUCCUCUUCAAAUAGUUCAACUUCUUUCUAACAUCCUCCAGCGCCGGUGACAAUCCAGUUUUGUUUUUAAAUGUGUAUUAUUAUUAUUAUUAUAUGCCCGACUUACAAAAUUCGUCCAAAAAUCUUACCAGAUCUGUGGGUGAACACCUUAUAUACACGAGAAUAUAUGGUAUCGGUCUAUUAUUGUAAACUAAAAAUUUUGUAAUGUUCGUGCAUGCAAGUUUGAUGUCUAGUGUGAACAAUUUCUUAUUCAAAUUUUUAAAAUAAUUAUACAAGUUUUUAUUUUUGAUCAACUAAAAAGUAAUAGCCAAGUUUUAGAUUAAUCAAAUCAACUAAGGUUCAUUUGAAAUUGUAUGUGAAAGUAGUAAUAAUGGUAAUUAAUAACAUAAUAAUAAACAUAAGGCAGUUGAUUUUUAUUUAUUGACAAAAUAAAUAUUUAAAAAUUGCAAGUAUACAGUAAUUUAGGGUGAAAUUGAUAGAAUUAUACUAUAUUUAGAGUUUUAAUGUGAAAUGUUAUUUAAUUUUUUAAAUUAAUAUUAAAGCAAUAACUAGAUUUAUAUGAAUUUUUUUAUAUGCUUUAACUUGCAUAUUCUGAAAUAAUUAUAUAUUGUAAUAAUAGUAUUAAGUCCAUUUUUAUUUGAUACAUAUUACAAACAACAAAUUUUGAAAUUUCAUGUAGAUAUUUGCAUACAUAUCACAGUCUUUGUAAUUUUGGGAUGUUUGUGAAAGGACGUGAUCCUUAUACUGUAAUAGGAGCGGUUGGCGCACCGGUUGUGGCUUGGACUCCCAACCUUGAGGUCGGGGGUUCGGAACUCUGGCUGUGCAAAUUGCUUGUGUCCUUGGGCAAGGCACUUUAUCUACGGUUGCC
Molecule: messenger RNA, 3448 nt
Organism: Anneissia japonica
Lineage: Eukaryota; Metazoa; Echinodermata; Crinoidea; Comatulida; Comatulidae
Product: post-GPI attachment to proteins factor 2-like
Exons: 7
Coding region: 371-1135 (254 amino acids)
Biological process (GO): GPI anchor biosynthetic process
Cellular component (GO): endoplasmic reticulum membrane; Golgi membrane
Source: RefSeq, a predicted model, not a curated record